Messenger RNA from Drosophila willistoni, 7113 nucleotides. RefSeq names its product protein eyes shut (gene eys). Gene Ontology annotation, cellular component: protein-containing complex; plasma membrane. Gene Ontology annotation, molecular function: calcium ion binding. The record is from RefSeq and is a predicted model, not a curated record. The coding region runs from base 445 to 6804 and encodes 2119 amino acids. NCBI's taxonomy places the organism in Eukaryota, Metazoa, Arthropoda, Insecta, Diptera, Drosophilidae. Gene Ontology annotation, biological process: establishment or maintenance of epithelial cell apical/basal polarity; heterophilic cell-cell adhesion. The transcript has 13 exons.
AGGAAGCAAAUAAUAAAUAAGCAUGCCCCGUACUUGUGUCCAGUGAAAUGCGAUGCGAAGGCGACGAAGAUUGCAUACAGAGUCUGCCCAGGCAACAACAACAACCCACAUAGAGCAGGGCAACAACAACAACAACAAAGACAGCAACAAGGAUAACAAGAAUGAGGAGAUGCCAUGCAAUGCGAUGCGAACUGAAAGGGAAGUAAACAAUUGCCGAGCAAACAAUGAAAACUAAUAAAGCACUUAAGCGGAUAGAAAAGCAACAAGGACAUUUAAGUGGAGUAAAACAGAAGAAAAAGCAAAAGCAGCAGCAGCAGCGGCAGCAAAGAAACCAUCAAUCAAAAGUGAUUAUUAAAGGACAAUUCACAACAUUAAGCUGAGUCCCUGCCCAAGGCGUUUCUUUAAAUUUAAGAAAAUUUUAUUGAUUAAAUAUUAACAGCCACAAUGGACACAUUGUUGCAAAACCAAGUGAGGCUAAAUGAUAGAGAGAAUGAUGGGGAUAAAGUAACAUCAACAAGCCAAUUUACACCAUUGACAGCAAAUGGAGCCACAACCACAGGCCUAAGUUUCACCAAGAUGAAGAAGGAACCUCUUAAGGAUAUGCAACGAAACCACCUGCAAAAGAUGCCAACGACGACAGCAAUAGGAGAGAAACCAACGAGAACACCAACAAACGUAGCUGGGAUUUUAAGGAUAUUAGCCAAGGGUCGAGGCGGCGGCAUAACUGGUGGGGGAGCCAGCACACGUCUGCUCCUUUUAACAAUAUGCCUGAGCAUCCUUGUGGGCAGUAGCAAAGCCGGUUUUGCUUGCCUCAGCAAUCCUUGUGUAUUUGGCGUAUGCAUCGAUGGACUUAACAGCUCGUACUCAUGUUACUGCAUUGAUGGCUAUACAGGGAUCCAGUGUCAAACGAAUUGGGACGAAUGCUGGUCGGGUCCCUGUCAAAAUGGCGGGACAUGUGUGGAUGGUGUGGCCUACUACAAUUGUACGUGUCCGGAAGGAUUUUCCGGAUCCAACUGUGAGGAGAAUGUGGAUGAAUGCAUGUCGAAUCCAUGUCAAAAUGGUGGCCUAUGCCGUGACCGUAACAAUGGUUAUACAUGUAGUUGCCAGGCAGGCUAUCUGGGUGAUCACUGUGAAGUGGAUGUGGCUGUUUGUGAAACAGGCACUGGAGCCCGCUGUCAACAUGGUGGAGAGUGCAUUGAAGGACCUGGAUUGGAAUUCACCUGCGAAUGUCCCGCAGGCUGGCAUGGACGAAUCUGUCAGGAGGAGAUCAAUGAGUGCGCCUCAUCACCAUGCCAGAAUGGCGGCGUCUGUGUAGAUAAACUUGCCGCCUAUGCCUGCGCCUGUCCCAUGGGUUAUACGGGCAUCAAUUGCGAAGAGGAGAUUCUCAUCUGUGCGGACAAUCCAUGCCAGAAUAAUGCUCUUUGCCUUAUGGAGGAGGGCAUACCCACGUGUUAUUGUGUGCCCGACUAUCAUGGUGAAAAAUGUGAAUAUCAGUAUGAUGAAUGCCAAUUAGGACCACGUUGCAUGAAUGGUGGCGUUUGCAUUGAUGGUGUGGAUACAUUUUCAUGCUCCUGUCCGCCAUUGUUAACGGGCAUGCUGUGCGAGUGUCUGAUGGUGGGUGAAGAAUCAUUGGAUUGCAAUUACACGGCACCAGCCACAGUGGCUACACCACCAGCAGCAGCAGCGACAACCACAGUUGCAGCACCCACAGUGCGACCAGUAACACCGCCCGAAACGACCUUGCCACCAAAAAUAGCUGAAGCAGAGGUUGUGGUAACGACAACAUUAAUGCCAGAAGUACCGGAAGUUACUGCCCCUACUUCUGCUUCCUCAGAAGAAGGAGUUUCUGUGGAAGUAACAGUGGAGAUAAAACCCAUGACAGUAGCACCACCCGAAAGCGAUAGUCAAAGUGUAUCUGUAGAACAGACCACCAUAAAGCCACCGCUGGAGGUGCAACCGGAACCAAUACCGGCAGUGACCACACAGCCCGGGGGAAUUAGUGCAUCAGUUAGUUCUUCCUCAGAAGAGACACAUAGCAUCUAUACAACAAUACCACCUCUACCAGCAGCAGGUGGUACUUCAGCAUCGGCUGAAAGUUCUGGAGAAGUUAUCAUUUCCGAAGAAUACACACCAGUGCCCAGGUUCGAGGUAAGCGCCAGUGGCAGUGGUAGUGGAAGUGGAAGUGAAGAAGGUGUAACCACCACAACGCUAAGACCUAUGCCACCACCAUUACCGGAAAUAACCACUGUAAUAGAUUACACUUCCGCCUCGAGUAGCAGUUCUGAGUCAGUGGAACAGCCUCUGGUGACAACGCCAGGACCCAUUUUCGUACAGCGAGUGACUACGCUGGAGACUAGCAUUUCCAUAGAAUACGCCACGCCUACACCAACACCUUACCGACCAGUGGAAGUAAGACCUGCCACUGAAUCUGGAUUAGAAUCGGAAGAAACGACCACAACUCGUCACCUAUGGACGGAGGUACCAACAACAGCGGCGCCAUUUUUCACAGAAUAUCCCGCAGAAGUUUUAAUCACAACACAUCGAACGAGUGCGGGAAGAUUUACCACUGUGCAACCCCCCAUAAUGGUAACCACCGGCAGACCAGUAGAUGUAACACCACAUAUAGUUGUGACUAUACUGGAUGACAAUUCUACCGCAACCACAGAAAUGCCAAUGACUACGCACCAUCACCAUCAUUAUCAUCAUCAUGAGACCACUUUACAACCACCCGUCGAGGACGAUUAUGAGCAUCAAUACCAUCAUCAUGGCGGCAUAACUACACCAGCAGCCGUGGAGAUAACAACUGGUGGAGCUAUGCAAACCGAAGAUCUAAUUGGUAUACCACAGCCAACGGCAGAAGAUACAACGAUAGCACCACCAAGAUUACCAGUGGCAACGCUGCCACCUACGACUACAAUGAGAUCCGUUACAGAAGUGCCGUUGGUGGUGCCCAUUACAGCGUUGCCAACAUCACCACCCACGCUAGCACCAACGACGCAACCCCCAACGGAAAUGCAAACCCAACCACCCACAGUUUUUCCAACAAUGCCUCCAACACAGCCCCCAACAAUGCCACCCACCCAAUUACCCACUAUUCCGCCAACAAUACCGCCUACACAAGCUCCGACAAUACCACCCACAUUACCGCCCGCAUUGCCCACUAUUCCACCCACACCUCCAUCCACCCAAUCAGCACAAACUCUACCGCCACCAACACGAGACUUUCCAGUCCAGACCAAACAACCUGUAACGACCACCACCGAGAGCAGUGAAGAGGUCGAAGGAGCCAAUACAGUGGCCACCGGUGGACGCGGUGGUGGCAUGCCAGAAGAAAAAGCCGGCGGCGCUGAUGUCGACUGCAUCAAAUUGGGCUGUUAUAAUGGCGGCACCUGCGUAACCACGUCAGAGGGUUCCAGGUGCGUUUGCCGUUUUGAUCGCCAGGGUCCGCUUUGUGAAUUACCGAUUGUAAUUAAGAAUGCCGCCUUUUCCGGAGAUUCAUAUGUAUCGCAUCGCAUUUACAAGGAUAUACCACAACAUGAGGCUCUCGAUGCUGUUUUACCCAUGCAUAUUCAACUUAAAGUACGAACGCGAGCCACCAAUGGACUGAUCAUGCUGGCUGCUGCUCAAGGCACUAAGGGUGGACACUAUAUGGCCCUAUUCCUGCAGAAGGGACUUAUGCAAUUCCAAUUCUCGUGCGGAUUGCAAACGAUGCUGUUGAGUGAACUGGAAACGCCUGUGAAUACGGGUCACGAAAUUACCAUUCGAGCUGAAUUGGACUUCAGCCGCAAUUACACCCACUGCAAUGCCUCGCUGCUCGUCAACGACACAUUGGCCAUGUCCGGGGAUCAGCCGACAUGGUUGAAGUUACUACCAUCGCGACUCCAUACACCGGAGGCCAUACUGAACACAUGGCUGCAUUUGGGCGGGGCACCCCAGGCACCGAUUGGCCUGAUUAUCGAAUUGCCGCCAGCGCAAAGUGGUACCGGCUUCACCGGCUGUCUGCACUCGUUGCGCAUUAAUGGACAAGGGCGCGAAAUAUUCGGGGACGCUCUCGAUGGCUUUGGCAUUACUGAAUGCGGUUCGUUGGCUUGUCUAUCGAGUCCUUGCCGCAAUGGCGCCGCCUGCAUUAAGAUUGAAUCAACCGAGUUGGAUGAGAAUGGCGAAAAGGCUGAGAAAUGGAAAUGUAAGUGUCCCACCGGUUAUAUGGGACCCACUUGUGAGAUAUCCGUUUGUGAGGAUAAUCCAUGCCAGUACGGAGGAACAUGUGUACAAUUCCCAGGCAGUGGAUAUCUAUGUUUAUGCCCAUUAGGCAAACAUGGGCAUUAUUGCGAACACAAUCUCGAGGUGGCUCUUCCCUCUUUCUCUGGCAGUGUUAAUGGUCUCUCAUCAUUUGUGGCCUACACUGUGCCCAUACCCUUGGAAUAUUCAUUGGAAUUAAGUUUCAAAAUUUUACCACAAACCAUGUCACAGAUCUCUCUACUCGCAUUCCUUGGCCAGUCGGGUUAUCAUGAUGAGAAGAGCGAUCAUUUGGCAGUUAGUUUUAUACAGGGUUACAUAAUGCUAACCUGGAAUCUGGGAGCUGGACCCCGACGCAUUUUUACCCAAAAACCCAUUGAUUUCCGAUUGGAUGCACCGCGUGUACCCUACGAGAUCAAAGUUGGUCGCAUUGGACGACAAGCUUGGCUCUCGGUCGAUGGUAAAUUCAAUAUUUCCGGACGUUCGCCGGGCAGUGUUAGUCGCAUGGAUGUAUUACCAAUUCUAUAUUUGGGUGGUCAUGAGAUUGCCAAUUUCAAUACACUACCCCACGAUUUGCCAUUACAUUCGGGCUUCCAGGGCUGUAUUUAUGAUGUCCAACUAAGAGCUGGACAAGUAACAGUACCAUUGCAAGAAACACGCGGCGUUCGAGGACGUGGAGUGGGUCAGUGUGGAACCAGAGAGUGUCAUAGACAUGCAUGUCAGCAUGACGGAGCCUGUCUUCAGCAUGGAGCAACGUUUACAUGCAUUUGUCAAGAAGGUUGGUAUGGACCACUCUGUGCUCAACCCACAAAUCCCUGUGAUUCCUUUAAUAAUAAAUGUUAUGAGGACUCGACAUGUGUGCCCCUGGUGAAUGGCUAUGAAUGUGAUUGCCCUGUGGGACGUACAGGCAAGAAUUGUGAAGAAGAAAUUCGCUCACUCAGCGAUGUCUCACUAACCGGUCGACGUUCAUAUCUAGCUGUGCGUUGGCCCUAUCUAUAUGAUGGUGGCGAUAAGAUAGGCGCCAAGCGAUCUCAAAUGGUUAGCUAUAGAAAUUUCACCAAGAAAUUGAUGCCACCAAAACCGAUUUCAACGCCAAGCACACAUUUUGUAAUGAAACUGCUCAAUGAGGUGGAGAAGCAGCGAAGUUUCUCACCCGUUCCCCUUAUGGGUUCCAAGACAUUCGAAGAGCAUCAUCGAGUGCAAUUCUUUUUCAUUGAAUUCCAAUUGCGUCCAUUGUCAGAGCGUGGCCUCCUACUUUACUUUGGCACACUUAACAACAAUCAGGACAAGAAAAUUGGCUUUGUAUCGCUGUCAUUGCAAGGCGGCGUUGUGGAAUUCCGCAUCUCUGGGCCCAGUAAUCAUGUGACUGUUGUGCGUAGUGUACGCAUGUUGGCCAUUGGUGAAUGGCAUAAGAUCAAGAUGGCUCAACGUGGUCGCUGGCUAACUCUUUGGGUCGAGGGCAGUGCCUCUUCGGCUUUGGCCCCAUCGGCCGAGGUAUUGGUCGAACCGGAUUCACUGCUCUAUAUUGGUGGUCUAAAAGAUUUAUCCAAAUUGCCACAUAAUGCCAUUUCUGGAUUUCCAAUACCAUUCCGUGGCUGUGUUAGAGGACUGGUUGUCAGCGGCUCACGAAUUGUCCUCAAUGAAACAAAUAUUGUGGAAUCUCGCAAUAUUCGUGACUGUGAUGGCACCGCCUGCGGUGGCGAUUCCUGUGAAUCUGGUGGUCAUUGUUGGCUGGAUGAAAAACUUCAACCUCAUUGCAUUUGUCCCGAAUAUGCCAAGGGCGAUCGUUGUGAAUAUUCCGAGACUUGCAAAUUGAUACCAUGCAAAAAUAGUGGCAGAUGCCUGCGAAGUGGUCGCUGUUCAUGUCCCAAUGGUUGGGGCGGUUUCUAUUGUGAAAUCGCCAUGAGUAAACCCUCAACACCCAGCUUCCGCGGCAACAGUUACCUGAUCUUGCCGCCACCACGCAUACCAAUGAAAGACAAACGACGCGGACCCUCACUCUAUGUACGACCUCGUGAAGCCAUUCAAAUCUCACUGAACUUCUCUACCAUAGAGCCGGAUGGCCUGCUGCUCUGGAGCGAACACGAUCGCUCCAAAUUCUUGGGUCUGGGCCUGGAGAAUGGCCAUCUAAAGUUGGCGAGCAAUCUGCUGGGCAGUAACAAUGAUACGGUUCAAGCGCCGGCAAGUGGUUUCAUAGCUGAUGGUGCUUGGCAUUGGACUAGGAUCAUGUUGGAUCGUUCCCGCUUGGAACUACAAUUGGAUGGUGAAGUCAUAUUCACGGAACGUUUGCCCGAGGCUGGAACUACAAUGCUAACGGCUGCAAAUCGCCGAUCUUUGGCCAAAGAACCAACAAUAAGCUAUGAAGAUGUCUUUUAUUUGGGCGGUUUUCCCAAUAUGGAUGCAGUGAGCAAACGUACCAAAGGCCGAUAUUAUGAGCCGUUUAAGGGAUGUCUUCAGGAUAUAGAAUUUGGUGGCGAGCCGAAGGCUAUUAUUAACGAUUUCUCAUCGUAUCAAGGCGAGAAUAUAGGCUCUUGUGAUUUGCACGGCGAUGAGCCGAUUGUUGUAUAAAAUCGACGAAAUAAAAAAUCAAAAUACGAUAGCAAAAAACAAAAAUCGACCCAAAGAUAACCCAUAUAACCUAUCAAUAGAAAAAAUAAUCCCAAAAAAGAAAAAACAAGAACAAAAACCAAAAACAUAAACGAAACAGAACAACAAAAAAAAUAAAUUUGUGAAAUUUUCAUAGUUCUGGACGAACCAUUCAAAAAAAGAUAAAUUAACUUUAAGUGUAAAAUUUAAGCAAGUUUAUAUAGGUAAAUGGAUUAACCCCCAGACAAAAUGGAUAAAAAAAAAGAGGCAAAAACAAAAAUGGAAAGUAAU